Molecule: messenger RNA, 1338 nt
Organism: Selaginella moellendorffii
Lineage: Eukaryota; Viridiplantae; Streptophyta; Lycopodiopsida; Selaginellales; Selaginellaceae
Product: putative lipase YOR059C
Exons: 10
Coding region: 45-1280 (411 amino acids)
Source: RefSeq, a predicted model, not a curated record
UCUUGCGAUUGGAAAAUGGGGGUGGAGCUUGGCGCGCUGUCGUGAUGGCGGAGAGGGAUGCUGGAGCUGUGGCGCCCACGUCGCCGAUCAAGCAACGCGGCGGCAGCGGAUGCUUGCCUUGCGCUCGAUCGCAGCAGAUUUCUUCGCCGUCGCGGGAGAAAUCGUCGUCCAGGGCGCGGCGGAUCGCGAGCAGGAAGGAGGAUGCGCGCGAGAUGGCGGAGGUAAUCACGGAUAAGGAGCGAGAGGAGCCCAGGAGCUGGGAGCAUUUGCUCGUGAUGGUGAAUGGGAUCGUCGGGAGUGCGGACGAUUGGAAGUUUGCUGCCAAGAAAUUCAAGGAGAAAUUGGGAGAACGAGUCUUCAUCUAUCGUAGUUCAUGCAACGCGGCGAUUUCUACGUUCGAUGGCGUCGACGUGAUGGGGAAACGUCUUGCAGAAGAGGUCCAGCGAACGAUUAACGAAACUCGUGGAGUCCAGAAAAUAUCGUUCGUUGCUCACUCGCUGGGUGGUCUUGUCGCUCGAUAUGCCAUAGCGCAGCUCUACAGACCAGCAGACCUGGGGCUGAAAGACGUGGAUCCUAAGCCAGAGGAGAAUGCUAAAGGAGAGGAGGAAAAGCUUCCUGUUCGUGGAACCAUUGCUGGUUUGCAAGCUGUGAAUUUCAUCACUGUUGCUACUCCUCAUCUUGGCUCGAGAGCAAAUGGCCAGCUUCCUAUUCUCUGUGGUUUCCGAUGUUUGGAAAGCGCAGCCGUGUGCAUCGCGCAUUGGUUUGUGGGACGAACGGGUCGGCACCUUUUUCUGACGGAUGGCAAGCCCAAUCAUCCGCCUCUCCUGUGUCGAAUGGUGACAGAUUGCGAGGACGGGAUGUUUUUAUCCGCUUUGCAGCUGUUCAAGCGUCACGUAGCCUACGCAAACGUUCAAAACGAUCACAUGGUUGGCUGGCGCACAUCAUCUCUCCGAAGGGAAUCAGAACUUCCAAAGGUAACCACUACUCCAAUCGGUCCCAGAUAUCCACACAUUGUCUCGGUUGAGGAAAUCAUUCCAGACAAUGAGGAGCGCAACUUAAGAUCGCCCGUCGCAGAGGUGGUCAUUCCUCCUGCGUCUGAUCCUCUUGAAGAGGAGAUGAUAAGAGGCCUCACGAAGAUCAAAUGGGAGAGAGUGGAUGUAAAUUUCCAUGGAACACUACAACGUUUCUUUGCACACAGCACCAUUCAGGUAAAAUCUACCGGCUUACACUCUCGUGGAGCUGAUGUGAUUCAGCAUAUGAUCGACAAUUUUGUGCAAUAGUUUCUGGAAAAAAUUUACAGUGAAAGAUAACUAUUCUUUCAUUUUUUACUUUAUCCAA